Molecule: messenger RNA, 2610 nt
Organism: Strongylocentrotus purpuratus (purple sea urchin)
Lineage: Eukaryota; Metazoa; Echinodermata; Echinoidea; Camarodonta; Strongylocentrotidae
Product: cystine/glutamate transporter
Exons: 11
Coding region: 406-1602 (398 amino acids)
Biological process (GO): amino acid transmembrane transport
Cellular component (GO): membrane
Molecular function (GO): L-amino acid transmembrane transporter activity
Source: RefSeq, a predicted model, not a curated record
GAAGAUAUAUGUACUAUAACAUAAUUUAUAAAAUACAAAAUUCACAACAAAUGAUCAAUGCAACUUUCUAUUGGUUAUCAAACGCCUUUUUCGUGCUCGUGCGGAUAGCUCUACUGAAGACAAAGCCAUUUCAAGCAGCGAAAUCGACCAAAGAAAUCCUUUUGUAUACCUGAUCACGUCGAUAAAAGCAAACAUGAAGAGGACGGACAAUCGACAUGCACUUUUGGAUAAAAAUAAUGACGCUGACUCGACAUCCAAAGUUGCCAUUCCUCGACAUCUUGGGCUUUUUGACUGCAUUUGGCACUUGAUUGGGUCGAUUAUUGGCACAGGCAUUUUUAUCUCUCCGACUGGUGUCCUUCGAGGUGCAGGAGGUUCCGUGGGUGUCUCCUUCAUCCUGUGGAUAGUAUGCGCCAUGAUCAACGCUGUGGCGCCCUCACGCUAGCUGAACUGUCCGUCAUCAUGAAGAAGUCAGGAGGGGACUUCACCUUCAUCUUGCAGGCAUGGGGACCCCUGAUGGCCUUUAUCCGACUAUGGGUGAUUCAGUUUAUCAUUGCCCCGAGUGGUGCAGCUAUCGGAGUAAUGACAAUAUCAAGAUACUUGCUGACUCCCUUUUUUCAGUGCGUGGAAGCACCUGUCGUAUCGCUACGCCUCGUAAGCGUCAUCUGCCUAUUGUUUGUCCAGGCCGUAAACUGUUUCAGUGUUCGUUUAGCAUCCAAGUUGGCUGGUGUGCUGAGUAUCACGAAGGUUGCCGGUCUGGUCAUCAUCAUCAUAACUGGGCUACAUAACCUGACACUAGGUCACACUGAACAUUUCCAGCACGCGUUCAACACUGGAUCCUAUGACGUCACUCUUCUCCCUACCGGUCUACUCUCCGGUAUCUGGGCGUACAGCGGAUGGAGUGUUAUUACCAGCAUAACCGAAGAAGUAAAGAACCCUCAAAGGAACAUCCCCCUUAGUAUCUUGAUCUCGAUGUCAUUGAUCACGGUGGUAUACCUCAUGACCAACGUCGCCUACCUUACUCUCCUCUCACCGAAUCAGAUUAUCACCUCCGAAGCUGUUGCAGCGGACUACAGCGUGCUAGCUCUUGGAAUCAAGUGGUCAUGGAUCAUCUGGCUGUUUGUCGCCCUCUCCGCCUUGGGAAGUCAAAACAGCGGUCUUUUCAAAUCGGCAAGGAUAAGAUUUGCCGCUGCGAGAGAGGGACACUUCCCCGAAAUCUUCUCCAUGGUUUCCAUCACUCGGCGGACCCCGCUCCCCGCCAUCUUGUUUUCCGUUAUCAGUCUCAUCUACUUGAUCGAAAACGACAUCAUCGCGUUGGUAGAGUAUCUGGGUUUCGCCGAUGUCGUAUUCGAAACGAUCACCGUGGCCAUUGUACCUUAUUACCGAUGGAAACAUCCGAAUCUUCCCCGUCCUUACAAGGUUCCACUUGUUCUGGCCUUCCUGUAUCUAGCUACGCUGAUUUUCAUCGCUAGCAUGUCUCUCUACGCUGAUCCAAUCAAGAAAGGUGCCGGUUUAUUUAUUGGAUUGAUUGGAAUUCCAAUCUACUACGCCCUGGUACACCCAAAUACAGGAUUAAGUGUCUCAGACCGGUUUCGGCAAAAAUAACGCGAUUACUUCAGAAGGUGUUCUAUUGCGUGCGACAGGAGAAGAAGACGUUCUAAAACGGAAUCCCGUUGAUUGAAGGGUCCCUAGAUCUCAUCGAUUACUUCUUGCAUUCCGUCAAAUUUCUCAGUCAUCUUGUGUGUUAUUUUGCAAAAUAAAACCAUUGACGAGAACCAACAAUCAUGACAAUAAGACCAUUCAAUGGUACUAUUGGACACAAACUGUGAUGAUUGAUGAAGCAUGCAUAUCAUUUAAGAUGAAUUCGUCGAAGCAUGGAAUACCCCGAAAAAAUUAUAAUACAAACCUAGCUUGUGGAUAAUUGGUUUAUCUGAAAGUUGGUAAUGAAAUACCUUCAGGGGGAAAAAAGGGAGAGUCUUUGUAAUCUAGCCAAUUUGUUUGAAUCCAAGCAUUGGCGUAUCUAUGAAGGGGGGGGGGGGGGGGGGGCGAGCAUUGAUUUCUUUUUCUUACUCAGCACACCCCUUGAGCAAAAAAACAAAAACACUUCCCUGUGUAAGCGCCUGCCUACGAUAUCCUAUCGAAAUAUAAAUGCGUACUUCUUAUUCACGUUUUCAUAGUUAAUAAUGCUGUAGUACAACAGUAUAAAAACCAGCAGUGUAAAUAAUUAUAUGGAUACGUUUCGCACACUUCUUACUGUACACACAAUUAACUUUAUUUACAGUUUUAUUAUCUCAACGUCGAUAGUUGUAGAGUAUAUUACUAGUACAUUAUAUUUCUAGUUAGGUAUGGCUGGGAUAUUUAUGGUACAAUACUAUUAAUAACAAAUGACAGGAUAUUAUGGAGAAGCUUAAUGAUAUCUAUAGUUCAUUAAUUAAUCUGAAAUUCAUAUUUUUCUUGCACAUUAUUUUGAAACAUUGUUGCCAAUGAACUUUAAAUAUUAUUGAUAUGCUUUGAAAUUUGUUCAUGUUAAAGGAUAUGCUGUUUCUGUAUAAACCAAUACAAUGUAAAUAAAACGAAAUGUCCACUGCCUGCCUCGCUAUGAAAAGGAUAAAA